AUGAAGGGGUGGCAAAGUUGGAAAAGUGUAAACUCAUGGAGCCAAUUGACAACUCUUGCGAGUCUUCUUUUUGCAAAAGACGAAAAAAUAGAAACUGCUGAUCUGCUGGGGGAAUGCUGGUUCUUUGAUAACUUGUUGAAGAUAACUCCAAGGAUGACAAGGUGUUACUCUGAUCCUUACCCUUCCACCAGUCUAAUUAGCCCCCCAGAUUUUUGGUUGAAGAACUCUGAUGUGUCUUCAUACUCGUCACGAAGUAAACCACCAAAUAAUGGUGCUUUAGUUCAUCCAAAGAAGAUCCAAAGAGCACCAUCCAUGCCACCAUUGAGAUUGGAAAGAAAUUGGUGUACCAAACAACAGAUCCUGUGGAGUCUCGCUCAGCCAGUAAAUAGUGCACAGAUGAAAGGACAUCAUAACAAACCCGAGUGGUUGAGGUGUUCUUUUACAUGGGCAUCUGGAGCAGGGAAAACCUUAGUUGUCCAGUCAUUGAUAAAAGGAUUGCAUACUUAUGUUGUCUCAACAUUGCUUGCUCUUAUGGAUGGUUUGAAAUCUAGGGGUUCAGUUGUGAUUACAGGUGCCACUAACCGUCCUGAAUCUGUUGACCCAGCGCUUAAGCUCCCUGGUAGAUUUGACCGGCUUUGUACUCAAGCGGCUAUUAAUGCGGCUCCUUGUUCCAUGUUUGUUACAUACAGCCAUUAUGCACUCUUCUUGUAUCUCUAUAUCUUGCUGAUCGUCUACACAAAAGGAAAAAGCCUUUUGAUCGCCGGUGGUUGCACAUGGAUGAUUUUCUUCAAGAAUUCAAUACUGUUUGAGUUAAAGAGAAAAACUUGUUCGGGCAUUUUAUCUGCGGAUGAUGUCAUUAUUUGUUCUAACGAUACUGUGGAUGAUGCUAAUGAUAACAACUUGAAGUUGGUAAGUCUGGAGCACGAUUCCUGUGAGCAUACAACAAAGGUUACACCAGCAAGUGGUGGGUCGUUAAACACUAAUCUCACAUGUGAAAAUCACCAAUCUGAAGGCGAGGACUGCCGUUUUCUUGUACCUAGAGAUGGUCAUGAUUUGGAGACAUUGAAGGAAAAUCAUAAUGAAAUUCCUUCUGAAACGACUGGAUACCUCACCUCUAAUGACAAAAAUGUGUGUGGAGAACUAGGGGUUUCAAAUAAUUUGAGCAAAUCCAUGGGCACUCAAUCUGUCGUCCUUUCUGAAAAUGGACUUCACACAGCUGUCGAACCAGAGACACAGAAUGUUGAGAUUUGUAACUUUCCCGACUCUGAUCAGCCUUUAGGUUGUCCUCGCCCUCGCAAGAUAUUGGCGCUAAAUCAAGUCCCAGUUGACUCUGGGGUUAUUUGCUUGUAUCAAUGUUGCCCUGCAUGUCUCCACAGUCUCCAUCUUCUGAUGAAGAAAACUGUUAGGUUUUGUUAA
Molecule: messenger RNA, 1416 nt
Organism: Sphenostylis stenocarpa
Lineage: Eukaryota; Viridiplantae; Streptophyta; Magnoliopsida; Fabales; Fabaceae
Source: the annotation of a GenBank genome assembly